This is a messenger RNA of Onychostoma macrolepis, 1025 nucleotides long. RefSeq names its product zinc finger protein ZIC 4. The coding region runs from base 20 to 505 and encodes 161 amino acids. Gene Ontology annotation, cellular component: nucleus. The record is from RefSeq and is a predicted model, not a curated record. Gene Ontology annotation, molecular function: RNA polymerase II cis-regulatory region sequence-specific DNA binding; DNA-binding transcription factor activity, RNA polymerase II-specific. Lineage: Eukaryota; Metazoa; Chordata; Actinopteri; Cypriniformes; Cyprinidae. Gene Ontology annotation, biological process: regulation of transcription by RNA polymerase II; central nervous system development. The transcript has 3 exons.
UAAGAAAACCUACUGCACAAUGAUGGAGCUCAUCUCUCAUCUGACAGCGGAGCAUGUUAAUCUGUCAGGACAAUCCAGUUACGUUUGUUUGUGGGAAGACUGUUCUCGUCAAAGGAAUCCAUUCAAGGCCAAGUACAAACUGAUCAAUCACCUAAGAGUGCACACGGGAGAAAAGCCCUUUCAGUGCUCCUUCGGAUGUGGAAGAGCAUUUGCACGGGCGGAAAACCUGAAAAUUCAUGAAAGGACGCAUACAGGUGAAAAACCUUUCAGAUGCCCUUUUGAGGCCUGUGAAAGGCGUUUUGCAAACAGCAGUGAUAAACAAAAGCACAUACGUGUCCAUGUACCGGAGAAGCAAUAUAUGUGCACACACUGCAAUAAAUCAUAUUCUCAUGCGAGCUCCCUCAGAAAACACGCAAAGGUCCACCUGCCGGUCGUGGAACCUACUCAGAACUACAAUUAUGACAGCAGCUAUAAAGAUCCAAGCCUUUUUCAAAUAAUAUUUUAAUGUGUGCCCUAGUGUAAAAUUUAGCAUUUGUUUUUCAUUACCAUUUUGGUUAGAAAUCAAAUCAAGAGUAUCAACAUGUGAGAAUGGUGCUCCACAACUCUAAACUAUGAACAUAAUUAUAAAGGUUGUAUAAUGGAAUAGUUUACACAAGAAAAACUAUGGAGUUACUUAUUAUGCAGCAAUUAAUUUAAAUGCUAUUAUUUAAUGAUAGCCAUGUUAGUGGAUCUUGUAAGCUGCAUGUCAAAACUGUUACAGCAUGAUGUGAGAUACAGACAUAUAUACUGUAAUUUUAACUGUGCAAUUUUUUAAACACGCUACGGAAAAAAAACUGUUAAUAGGUUUAACAGUAAGUUCCUGUACUAUAUACAGGGAAAAACUGUAAGAGAUCUAACCAGACAUUUCAUGUCAUUUUACAGUAAAAUGCUGUUAAUUGUACAGUUUUUAGAAGUAAAAAAUAACAAAUCAAUGUAUAAUUUAGUCAAAAACUGUAAACUGAUAUUCCCAGAAUUCCCUGCAUGAC